CUUCGAUUCUCCAGCAUCUGCAGUUCCCUCUUAAACACAACGUACAAACCUAUACGUCUUUGGAGUGUGGGAUGAAUCCGGAGCCCAUGGGGAAAACCCACGCGGUCAUGGGGCGAACGUACAAACUCCGUACAGGCAGCACCCGUAGUCAGGAUCAAACCCGGUUCCCUGGUGCUGUAAGGCCGCAACUCUACAGCUGCGCCACCGUGCCAUUCAAUUCAGAAUAUAUUAACACUCACCUCACUGUUAAUAAAUUCCACCGCGGCCCUUGUCACCACAUCAGCCACCCACUGACCAGAUUCAUGCAUGUUAAUUCAUUCUACAAUCACUGCAGAUCACGUUGGCAAAUCCCUUUCCUCUUGCCCUUGUACCCAGAGGUGCCCUUGGUUGGACAACCAUAGCAUUGCCUCCCUCACCUGCCCCUCCUGUUUAUGACAUCAUGAAGACAGCCGCAAAGUCAGCUGAAGGUACAGCAGGUCACAAACCUGGUGGAGGUGGAAGCAGUGGCUGCUGGUGGUGAGACUGAGCCAUGAACAGUUUGGUAUUGGGCGUUUUUGUGAUUUAAACCACUGCAGUGUGAAGACUGCCAUUAAUCAUUGCCAUGUCAAGCACUGAUGUUAGUAUUGGGCUGGUAACCAGUUGUGGAGACUACUUGACUGCUGAGCCAUCCAAAAAUCAUGUAUCACUGGUGACAACAUCAUUGGGUCCAAAACAGAUCUGGGAUGUGAAAUUCAAGUCAACAGAAGGUCUUCAGGUCCUGGUCGAACUGCAUGCAUUUAAUGGAAUGACCCUGCAGCCCGACAUAAAUGGCUCCAUGAAAUGUGGUCCUUCUAAUGAGCUGAGUUUGUUUCUCUUGGAAUACCAGUCAAAUGGAUCUUGGGUCUUCAAAUCCCUAAGGCUUGGAACUUAUCUUGUGAGUAAUGUAGAUAAAGUCUUCUGUUCACAGAAGGAUGCAACCAACCCUCAGCAAUGGAUCCCACAUCUAAGCAUGCAUCCGCAAAUUGCACUGUACCACCUCCAAUCCAAGUCCUAUGUGCGGAUGCACUAUACCCAAGGCCAGGCCAUUGCUGAGGCCUCCGCUCCCUUCUCCGAAGAAUGCAUCUUCUUAUUUCAUUUUGACCACGGGAAGUACCAUCUCCAAACAAGUGACUUAAGUUACCUGACCACCGAAGGUCAGCUGCUUAGCAAACCCUCAAAGCAGACAGCUUUUGUUCUGCAUCUGAAGGCCGGUUACAUGAUGACCUUGUCUGCUGGAGAGAAAGGCAUCCUGUUCCCUCACUCAAGGUCGGGUCUUCUCUCAGCGGGAAUGUGUCCAUCAGGCAUGGAGGCUGUUUUCAUCAUCAAGAGACCCAAGCCUUGGAUCACACUGAAGACCUGUUCAAACAAAUAUGUGACAAUUAAUUAUGGAGUAGAAGUUUAUGCCCGUUCUGAGAAUAUCACAGAGCUCUCGCUUUUCCAAUAUGAAUCCAACCUGAAUAGGGACUGUGUUAGAUUACGAACAAUAACUGGACAGCUUCUGGUGCAGAGGAGACCAGCCAACAUCCUGGCGAAUGGGAAUGACAGCGAGAAGACAACUUACUUCACCCUGGAGUGGAACAAAGGCAAAGUAAGGUUACAAGCUGCAAACAAACUCUACCUGACAAUGAAACCCAUUGGACAGAUGAUAGCCACUGCUGAACAGCCAGGACCAAAUGAAGAGUUCAUUCUGAGGCUGAUGAACCGCCCUUUUCUCAUCCUCCGUGGUAAAUGUGGGUACAUCGCCACCGAUUUCCAUUCAGCCCAGCUACGAUGCAGCCAGAGCAAGUAUGAAAUCAUCCUACUGACUCUUUGCAAAGGAGGAUUCUGUCAUUUCCAAGGCAAGUGACCGGUUCACCCCACAUUGUCAAAAAACCCUUGAUACCCUUGCAACAAACUCCAUCCCCUCUCCAC
Messenger RNA from Leucoraja erinaceus (little skate), 1929 nucleotides. Its product is annotated as fascin-3-like. The coding region runs from base 602 to 1864 and encodes 420 amino acids. The transcript is spliced from 5 exons. Lineage: Eukaryota; Metazoa; Chordata; Chondrichthyes; Rajiformes; Rajidae. Gene Ontology annotation, biological process: actin filament bundle assembly; cell migration; establishment or maintenance of cell polarity. The record is from RefSeq and is a predicted model, not a curated record. Gene Ontology annotation, molecular function: protein-macromolecule adaptor activity; actin filament binding. Gene Ontology annotation, cellular component: cytoplasm; cell projection membrane; ruffle.